This is a messenger RNA of Ipomoea triloba (trilobed morning glory), 1657 nucleotides long. Its product is annotated as protein krasavietz-like. Gene Ontology annotation, cellular component: cytoplasm; membrane. The coding region runs from base 183 to 1418 and encodes 411 amino acids. The transcript has 8 exons. The record is from RefSeq and is a predicted model, not a curated record. NCBI's taxonomy places the organism in Eukaryota, Viridiplantae, Streptophyta, Magnoliopsida, Solanales, Convolvulaceae. Gene Ontology annotation, molecular function: protein binding.
CGUCAUAAAUACCGAGUAUAUAAGAUCUCCGAAGAGGCUUCACAAUCACGGGGAAUCAAUCUCUCUUUCUAUCUCUUUUCUCAGUCGGUCCUUCCCAUUUCUCUCCUCUUCGUGCUUUGCGUCGCGAGUAGCAGAGGCCAGAGGGUAUCCGCCUCUACACCGAUUCAUCUCGAUCUUGGUUUAUGAGCUCAAAGGAGAAACCCACUCUAGGUGGCACGCGGAUUAAGACCCGCAAACGGAAUAUUGCGGCGCCUCUGGACCCUGCAGCAUUUGCAGAUGUAGUGAUACAGAUAUACCUGGAUAAUGCUGGUGAUCUGGAACUUGUUGCUAAGAGCGUUGAGUCUUCAGAGCUUAACUUCUCAAGAUACGGUGAUACCUUCUUUGAGGUUGUUUUCACAGGAGGCCGCACACAACCUGGAACAAUCAAACCUGAUGAGGGGGAGCGCCACCCUUAUUCUGUAAUUGAGUGUGAGCCUAAGCGCGAAGACAUUCUUCCAUCUGUAAUCUAUAUACAGAAGAUCCUACGAAGAAAGCCGUUUCUUAUAAAGAAUCUUGAAAAUGUUAUGCGAAGAUUCUUACAGUCAUUGGAACUCUUUGAGGAAAAUGAAAGGAAGAAGCUCGCAAUUUUUACAGCCCUUGCAUUUUCUCAGAAGUUGUCAGGGCUCCCACCAGAAACUGUGUUCCAACCACUUCUCAAAGAUAACCUUGUUGCCAAAGGGCUAGUUCUCUCAUUCAUCACUGACUUUUUCAAGGUAUAUUUGGUCGACAACAGUCUUGAUGAUCUGAUAUCAAUUCUUAAGCGGGGUAAGGUUGAUGACAAUCUUCUUGAAUUCUUCCCAUCUGCAAAGAGGACACCUGAAGCUUUCUCUGAACAUUUCACCAAGGAGGACCUCUUACCUUUGGUAGAGUACUACAAAAAGAAGAUUUUUGAGGUGAAACUCAAAGACAUGAAAACUGCAUUAACAACUCAGAUAUCUGAGGAAGCUGAUAUGUCUGAAGUCUUAGAAACGGUAAAACAGCAUAUUAAAGAUGCUAACCUACCAGAUAUUGAGGUGGUGCGGAUUCUGUGGGAUGUCUUGAUGGAUGCUGUUCAGUGGUCUGGGAAGAACCAACAACAGAAUGCUAAUUCAGCUCUUCGCCAGGUGAAAACAUGGGCUGAUCUGUUAAAAACAUAUUGCACUACCGGAAAACUCGAGCUGGAACUCAUAUACAAAGUCCAAGUUCAGUGCUAUGAGGAUGCCAAGCUAUUGAAGCUGUUCCCUGAAAUUAUAAGAUCCCUUUAUGACCAGGAAGUGCUUGCUGAGGAUACCAUUCUUCAUUGGUUCCGCAAAGGAACUAACCCCAAGGGCAGGCAAACUUUUGUGAAGUCGCUGGAACCCUUUGUCAAGUGGUUAGAGGAGGCUGAGGAAGAGGAUUAAGGCUUGUGGUUGGCUGAUCAUGUCCAGUUAACUAUCACUUACAGUGCUGGUGUUCCUGCUGUAUUACUAUGCCUUCCUUUUAUUUUUUCUUUAAAAAUUUUAAUCUAAGAGUAGAAUACUAAACUUGGUACCAAAUUGUGAGUUUGCUUUAUUUUUAAUGUUGUAUUGAAGUUGAAGUCUGGUAUGAACUAUUUCUUGCUAUAAGUAAGGCUCUGUGGAUUCUGUUCUUAUGUUGUCAA